Necator americanus (New World hookworm) is the source of this 885-nucleotide messenger RNA. RefSeq lists its product as uncharacterized. Gene Ontology annotation, cellular component: Gtr1-Gtr2 GTPase complex; nucleus; lysosome. NCBI's taxonomy places the organism in Eukaryota, Metazoa, Nematoda, Chromadorea, Rhabditida, Ancylostomatidae. The transcript is spliced from 8 exons. Gene Ontology annotation, biological process: negative regulation of autophagy; cellular response to starvation. The record is from RefSeq and is a predicted model, not a curated record. Gene Ontology annotation, molecular function: GTPase activity; GTP binding. Bases 1 to 885 code for a protein of 294 amino acids.
AUGAGAGGAUGUUUCGCUGAUGAAGGAUGUGAUGGGCGGGGCAUGAGGCAAACGCAGCGCAGUGCUCUGCUGACAUUGCGCAGCACAAUUAACGAUCACCGUUGCCAAUCGUUUUCCCUAAUGAUCGGCUGUCGCGGCGGCUGUGCAUUGCUAUUCAUCGUGGACGCCCAGGAUGAAUAUGUGGAUUCACUGAAGAAAAUGUCUGAGAAUUUCACCCAUGCGUUCCGAAUUAACCCAAAUAUAAAGUUCGAGGUUUUUAUACACAAGGCUGAUGGAUUAACUGAAGAAAGCCGCGUUGAUGCCCAGUAUGACAUCUAUCAUAGGGUGAAAUGUGAACUAGCUGAGCAAGGGUUAGAAGACUUCAAUGUAACAUUCCACCUCACCUCUAUUUACGACCACUCAAUUUUUGAAGCCUUCUCCAAAGUAGUUCAGAAUCUUGUCAAACGUCUUCCUACACUGGAACGAUUGCUUGACAUUUUCAAUCAGGGUUCGAAUGUGGAAAAAUCCUUCCUAUUUGAUGUAGCUUCUAAAAUUUACAUAGCAACCGAUACGACUCCUGUUGAGAUGGCUGCAUAUGAACUUUGCUGCGACAUGAUUGACGUUACAAUCGACAUAUCUGGAAUCUACGGAGCGAAGGAGGACGAUGGCGAUAUACAGAGCCCUUUCGAUGACAAUUCAUACGCUGUUAUACGUCUAAAAACUGACCAGGUGAUGUUUCUUCGUCAACUCAACAAACACCUCGCUCUCGUUUGUGUUAUACGAGGUGAGAAUUUCGAGAAACAAGGCCUAAUUGACUACAAUUUCAGUUGUUUCAAAGAGGGCAUUGAAAAUGUGUUCAUGGUGCAGAAGCGGAUUAUGGAGGAAUCAAAAGAUAUAUGUUCAUAG